UAUAUCAUACUCCCACCUUCUCUCUCUACUAAUUAAUUUGUUCUUCAUCAUGGUUUCUGCAGAUUUAGCUCAAACAGCAUUCGGUAUCAUCGGAAAUGUGACUGCUCUCGUCUUGUUUUUAUCUCCUGUGCCAACAUUUAUACAAAUAGUGAAAAAAGGAGCGGUUGAGCAAUUCUCUCCUGUGCCAUACUUAGUCACAUUUGUGAACUGUGGGAUAUGGGUGUUGUAUGGACUUCCAAUGGUCCAUCCUCACAGCUUGUUGCUGGUCACGGUCAACGCGGCAGGCUUCUUGAUCGAGACCAUAUACUUGCUCCUCUUUCUAAUCUACUCCAACCGCAAGCAGAGAAUCAAGGUACAGCUCAUAAUGCUCGCGGAACUAGUGUUCCUGACCAUUCUAUCACUCCUGGCCUUGACCGUCGCUCACACCACCAAGGUCCGGUCCGAUAUUGUUGGUCCCAUUGCCAUUGUUGGGAAUAUUAUGAUGUAUGCAGCUCCUUUAUCUGUUAUGAAACUUGUGAUAACAACCAAAAGCGUGGAAUUUAUGCCAUUUUUCUUGUCGUUAUUUUCGUUACUCAACGGCGUAAGCUGGACAGUUUACGCGCUCAUUCGCUUUGAUCCCUACAUUGUUAUACCUAAUGGGCUUGGAUCACUAUUGGGGGCAGCCCAGUUGAUACUCUAUGCUACCUUUUACCAGUCAACAAAACGACAAUUGGCUGAGAGGAAGGCAACUAAUGAGAUGGGCUUAGAUGAGAUGGGCCAAUCUGUUGGACCCGCAAAGGGUCCAUGAUAAAUAUCCAUAGAAAAUUUGAUGCAAUAUUUUGCAUGUACAUGUAGCAAUUGCAGUGUAGCACUACCGGUUCAAGUUAUGAAAAGAAACUUAAAAACGACAUUGUUGACUUGUAGCUUUAAGAUAGCUUCGGUUAGAAACAUAUGUUUUCCAUUUGUCUCAAA
Molecule: messenger RNA, 951 nt
Organism: Helianthus annuus (common sunflower)
Lineage: Eukaryota; Viridiplantae; Streptophyta; Magnoliopsida; Asterales; Asteraceae
Product: bidirectional sugar transporter SWEET4
Exons: 5
Coding region: 50-787 (245 amino acids)
Biological process (GO): carbohydrate transport
Cellular component (GO): membrane
Molecular function (GO): sugar transmembrane transporter activity
Source: RefSeq, a predicted model, not a curated record